AUGGCAUAUUUCUCGGCGAGACUGAAGCUUCUCUCUAGCAGCGACGGAAGAUUCUCGUUUGAUUCCAGAGACCAAUUCCGACACGGGCUUUACACGGCCGCCGGUGGAGGAGGAUCAUCGCCGUCGAUUCCGGUGCGCAGGAGGAGCCGAUUAAACUUCGUCGCGAGAGUCUCUUCGUCUUACUCCUUCUCUUCCAAGAGAAAGAAACUCAUUGAUUUCGAUAACAGCGACGAAGACGGCGAUGACUGGAAUUUUGAUGGAGACGACGAUGGGUUAGAGACUGAUGACGAUGAUCUUUCUUGCUUCAGAGGCUUAGUUCUUGACAUUUCUUACAGGCCUGUCAAUGUGGUUUGCUGGAAGAGAGCAAUUUGUCUAGAGUUCAUGGAAAAGGCCGAUGUUCUGGAGUAUUAUGAUCAAGCUGUUACUUCUCCUAGCGGUGUAUACUAUAUACCUGCUGUGUUAAGGGUUCCACAUCUACUUCAGGUUGUGAAAAGAAGAAGAGUGAAGAACACACUGAGUCGUAAAAACAUUUUACUCCGAGACGAUUACACUUGUCAAUAUUGUUCUACACGUGAGAACUUGACCAUUGAUCAUGUUAUACCAAUCUCUCGAGGUGGAAACUGGACCUGGCAAAAUCUGGUGGCUGCAUGCUCAAGAUGCAACUCAAAGAAAGGUCAAAAGACAGUGGAAGAAGCACAUAUGAAGUUACUUAAGCCCCCAAAGGAACCAAAAGACUAUGACAUUGUUGCGAUACCAUUAACAAACGCAGCUAUAAGGUUGCUGAGAUCGAACAAGGCAACGCCAGAAGAAUGGCAUCAGUAUCUUGGGAAACCCUCUUCCUCGCCAUAG
Molecule: messenger RNA, 849 nt
Organism: Microthlaspi erraticum
Lineage: Eukaryota; Viridiplantae; Streptophyta; Magnoliopsida; Brassicales; Brassicaceae
Source: the annotation of a GenBank genome assembly